AUGGGGGAAGAGGAAGAUGGAAUGGCACGCAGACCUUCGACCUCGACUUCACAAGCCUUUUACAUGCAUCAGAAUGUAUUUGGAAAUCCAAAUGUCGACCAUCAUCCUCACGAUAUGAACUACCCUCCGCCGAGUAGUUUGGAGGAUUUCAUUAGAGUUGAAGAUUCAUUCGGGAUGCCACCUUAUACUCAAUACCAAUCGUCGAGUAAUUGGGAAGACUUGAGGCAAGAAACGCCUCCUGCGUCGAUGACACCAAAGAGUGUAGAAUCUGAAAAUGAAGCAAAUGUUGGAAGUUGUCAUGAUGCUGAUGAAAUGUUCUUCGACAUAAAUGAAGAUUUAAAGGGUACCACUGUUGUCCCGGAUGAUGAGGUACAAGUUGAACCACCAAGAUCCGAUAUGGAGUUUGGUAGUGAAAAAGAGCUUAUUGCCUACUAUAAGCAGUAUGCCAAGCAAGAGGGAUUUGGGGUAAGGACACAGAGGACUAAAAGAGAUGAUGAGGGGAGGCCUGUGUAUGUGACCAUUGGUUGUGCCCGUGGCGGAAAGUACUAUCCUAAGGCAAACACUAAUAUGUCGAAACCACGGGCAACAACUAAAACGGGUUGUAAAGCGAAGGUAAAUGCAACGUUGAAUAACAAUGAGAAAUGGGUUUUCACCACUGUUGAAAAUUCUCACAACCAUAUUACUGUGAGCCCCAAGAAAAGUAGACUAUUGCGAUCGCACAAGCAUCUAGAUGAAUACAGUCAAAGAAUCCUCGAGCUGAACGAUAGAGCCAGUAUACGAAUGAAUAAGAAUUUUUAUUCGCUUGUUGUUGACGCUGGGGGUUAUGAUAAUUUGGCUUUUCAAGAAAAAGAUUGUAGGAAUUUCAUGGACAAAGCUAGAUAUUUAAGGUUGGGUAAAGGAGGUAGCGAGGCACUUAAUGAGUAUUUCAAAAGAAUGAGAGAUCAGAAUGAUAGUUUCGUUUCCUACAUGGACGUGGAUGAUGAUGGAAGACUACGGAAUGUGUUUUGGGCUGAUGCACGGAGUAGAGCCGCCUAUGAGUAUUUUGGAGACGUUGUAUCCUUCGAUACAACGUAUCUAACAAAUAGGUAUGGUAUGCCGUUUGCUCCAUUCGUUGGUGUUAACCAUCAUGGCCAGUCCAUACUAUUUGGGGCGGGAUUGCUAUCAAGCGAGGACACACAUAGUUUUGUUUGGUUAUUCCGAAUGUGGUUGGAUUGCAUGAAGGGUAGGGCGCCGAAAGCUAUCAUAACCGACCAAGAUCAAGCGAUGAAGAAUGCGAUUGCUACUGUAUUCCCUGAAACUCGUCAUAGAUAUUGUUUAUGA
Messenger RNA from Carya illinoinensis, 1320 nucleotides. RefSeq names its product protein FAR1-RELATED SEQUENCE 5-like. NCBI's taxonomy places the organism in Eukaryota, Viridiplantae, Streptophyta, Magnoliopsida, Fagales, Juglandaceae. Bases 1 to 1320 code for a protein of 439 amino acids. The record is from RefSeq and is a predicted model, not a curated record. The transcript is spliced from 4 exons.